AUUUUCUACCAUCCAAGUGAACUGCAACAAUGGGUCAAGCAGAAAGCCACAAUGAGAUGGAUUUGGAGCAAAUUCAGGAGCUGUGUAUGGCUUUUAUGAAGGAGUGCCCGAGCGGGGCUUUGCACCUACAUGAAUUAAAACGGAUCUUUGGUAUACCAGCCAGCUGCGAGGAAGAGACUUUGUACAUUGAGACUGUCUUCCAUUCAUUCGACACAAACAGGGAUAACACGUUGGAUUUUAUCGAGUAUACGGCCGCUCUUCACCUGAUAUUGCGGGGGAAUCUUGAGGAUAGGUUAAAGUGGUCCUUUAAAAUCUACGACAAGGACGGGAAUGGCAAGUUAGACCGAGAAGAGGUGAAAAACCUAAUUCGGAUCAUUUACAAAAUCAAAAUUCAUACAACUGCCAUAAACAUGACACCUAAUGAAGUCUGUGACAGGAUCUUUGAGCUGGUCGACCAGAAUCAUGACGGCCAGAUUUCCUUUACUGAGUUCAUGGAGGGGGCCCAGAAGGACGAGUGGGUCAUGAAUAUGCUCAAGCUGGACGUCAACGCUAGUGGCUGGGUCAUGCAGAACUGUGUAAAAAUGACCUGAGCCUUCCAAACAGGCUCUCCCAUCUACACAGAGAGUGGUUGUGUCCCUCAAAUGACAUCUGAGUUUUGUGUUUUUCUCGCAAGAAACCUGAUGCCUUGGGCCUAAAGAUCUGGUUCUGCCUCCAUGUUUGCUUGUGGUGGUUCAGGCAUAGACAUGGAGCACUUUCCUCCGUAUCACUUCUUGUAGUUGUUCUUUUAACAUGCUGUCCAUGCACGUUGAUGUGUCGGAACAACAGGCGUUCUCUUUUUGAGUUGGGACCAGCUGACAGGAUGGAGUCUCAUUCAGCACAUGACUGUCAUAGAUCACUGGAACUCUGGUAGAUUUCAAACAGAGUUUAAAGGUCAUAUUGUGUGAUAUGAUAUUACACAGGGUCACUAUCCGCAGUUUGAGUAUUUACAUUGCAUUCAAAUGUAAAAGAUUAUGGAAUUCUAUACUCAGUAAUAUUGUGACGAUGGUUAUGAAAUUAUCAUAUUAAUAAUAUUAUAUAAUCAAAAUAAUUAUUUCACAACCUUAUACUGUCAAGUACGAAGUAAUAUUUCAAAACAUUAUAUCAAUGCAAAUAUCAUACCGUUAGUAACCUAAAUGUGAUAUAUCAUGUUAUGUUACCCAUAUUUAUUUGACCUAUUAUGUUUAAGGAAUUUAUAUCACAUCAGAGAAUUUAGAAUGGGGAUAUGUUAUAUUAUUCAAUGUCAAGUACUUCAAAUCCUUUCGUCAUACCUGUCAAAAACAAUGAGGCAUCACAAAUUUUUUUAAAAACCUUCAAAUAUCAGUAGAGUUUAAACUGUGAACCAAACUGUUGGCUAUAGUCGUGACCAAAAGUUUAGAAAAUGACACAAAUAUAAAUUUUCACAA
Molecule: messenger RNA, 1442 nt
Organism: Oncorhynchus kisutch (coho salmon)
Lineage: Eukaryota; Metazoa; Chordata; Actinopteri; Salmoniformes; Salmonidae
Product: guanylyl cyclase-activating protein 2-like
Exons: 4
Coding region: 30-590 (186 amino acids)
Biological process (GO): visual perception
Cellular component (GO): cone photoreceptor outer segment; photoreceptor inner segment
Molecular function (GO): calcium ion binding; calcium sensitive guanylate cyclase activator activity
Source: RefSeq, a predicted model, not a curated record